Molecule: messenger RNA, 372 nt
Organism: Phycomyces blakesleeanus NRRL 1555(-)
Lineage: Eukaryota; Fungi; Mucoromycota; Mucoromycetes; Mucorales; Phycomycetaceae
Exons: 2
Coding region: 1-372 (123 amino acids)
Biological process (GO): maturation of LSU-rRNA from tricistronic rRNA transcript (SSU-rRNA, 5.8S rRNA, LSU-rRNA); translation
Cellular component (GO): ribosome; cytosolic large ribosomal subunit
Molecular function (GO): mRNA binding; structural constituent of ribosome
Source: RefSeq, a predicted model, not a curated record
AUGGCUGGCGUCAAAGCUCACGAACUCCGUAACAAGAACAAGGCCGAGCUCUUGAAGGUUCUCGAUGAGCAGAAGCAGGAACUUGCUUCUCUCCGUGUCCAGAAGGUUGCUGGUGGCUCUGCUUCCAAGCUCCAGGCCAUCGGCCAGGCACGCAAGAACGUUGCCCGCACCUUGACCGUCAUCAACCAGACCCAGCGCGACCAGCUCCGUCUUUUCUACCAGAAGAAGAAGUUGAUCCCCAUCGACCUCCGUGUCAAGAAGACUCGUGCUCUCCGCAGAGCCUUGACUCCUUAUGAGCGUAGCCUCAAGACUGUCAAGUACCAGAAGAAGCAGGCUCAUUUCCCCAUGCGCAAGUAUGCUGUCAAGGCCUAA